UACUUGAACUUCACAAUUUCUGGUAUCGACUCCGGCGAAGAUUCAGGUUCUAUCCGUCCUUCUCAAAUCACAGUUCUUUAUAGCUUCUAGUAGCGAGCAGUAACAAUUGAAUAUAAUAUUAAGUUAGAUAUCGAGUUUGUGUUCUGUCUGCAUAAGAUGCUUUGUACGAGGAAAUUCACUCCUGGGAGAACUUCAGUUUGCCCUUGUGUUUUACAUGUUGUACAAGCAUCGUAUGCUAGUUUAAGUUCAGCUAGGUCGUUUGAAUCCCAGGUUCGAGCUUGUUCAAAUUUUGGGUAUGUUUCUGGGUCUGUUGGUUCUCAUUGUUUAGCCAAGUCUAUUGUGCAAGAUUGUAUUUUGAGAUUACCGAAAAAAUCGACAUUUGGAUUUGGUUUGUUUUCGACUAUGGCUGGAACAAUCUUGGUCCAGGCUCGAGACCCGGCUAAGUUAAAUGUGGAGAUACAAAAUGCAGUUGAUGAGAAUAGACUAAAUGAUGCGUGGAAGUUUUAUGAGCAGUAUAUGGAGAUGGAUGGGUUUCCUAGGAAGUCUGUUGUUAAUAAGCUUUUAGCUGGUUUUGUAGAAAGCUGUGAUGUUGAGUGGCUUGAGAAGGCUUAUGGGUUGGUGGAGCAGGCUAUUGGGGAAAGCAAACAGAACUUGUUGGAGAGAAAUAUGCUGGUUUUUGUUUCAUUUGGUCUCGCGAGAGCUGGGUUGCCAGUUCCUGCGUCGACUGUUUUGAGAAGAAUGGUGGAGAUGGAGGAAUACCCUCCUGUUGCUGCUUGGUCUGCUGUCUUGGCCUACAUGUCUCAAACAGCUCAAGGGGCUUAUGUUGCUGCUGAGUUGAUUCUUGAGAUAGGUUACUUGUUCCAAGAUCACAGGGUCGACCCACGUAAGAAGUGUAAUGCGCCUUUGAUUGCUAUGAAGCCUAAUACAACUGCUUUCAACAUUGCUUUGGCUGGUUGUCUCUUGUUUGGAACAACUAAGAAAGCAGAGCAGCUUCUUGACAUGAUGCCUCGAGUCGGUAUCAAAAUGGACGCUAACUUAUUGGUAUUAAUGGCACAAAUAUACGAGAGAAAUGGACGGAGAGAUGAGCUUAGAAAACUUCAAAGAUAUGUGGAUGAAGCCCAUAACCUAACUGAUGUCCAGUUUCGCCAGUUCUACAAUUGCUUGCUGGCAUGCCAUUUGAAAUUCGGGGAUUUAGACUCUGCGUCUAACAUGAUUUUGGAAAUGCUGCGGAAAGCAAAAAAAGCAAGAGGUUCUCUUGCAGUUGCAACACUGGUAUUUGAUGCUGCUGGAAGGGGAAACAAGUUCCGUCGUGGAGCGAUUUCUGAAUCAUGGCAUCAUUCAAGCCAUAGAGAAUCAUAUGCUUAUGGAGACAAUAGGUUACCUGGUAUUCUUGUAUUAUCUUAUGAAGAGUUUUCUAUAGAUAGAAAUUUCUUGAGACUUGAGGCUGAGGCUAAGGAAGUGCUGGGUGCAUUGUUAGCUAAAUUGCAGAGCCAAGUUGAAUUAGUAACAACUGACCGUGGUAUCCUCCAGCCAACUGAAAAAAUAUUUGCUAAAUUAGUAAAGGCCUUUCUGGAAGCAGACAAGACCAAGGAUUUGGCGGCCUUCCUUAUAAAGGCAGAUAGAGAAGAUUCCCCAGCUUCCAAUGAUGAUUCAGCCUUGGUAAAUGUCAUUAAUUCAUGCAUAUCGCUUGGAUGGUUAGACAAGGCACAUGAUCUUCUUGAUGAAAUGUGCUUGGCUGGUGUAAAAACUGGUUCUUCCGUAUACGCUGCUCUUUUAAAAGCAUAUUGUGAAGCAAACCAAGCAGGAAAUGCAGCAUCACUAUUAAGAGAUGCUCGUAAGGCUGGGAUCCAGCUAGACGCAAGCAGUUAUGAGGCGCUGAUCCGAUCUAAGGUGCUUCAAAAUGAUACACAGGGAGCUCUUCAUUUGUACACUGAGAUGAAAGAGGCCAAGAUUCCAAAAGCUGGUCAUCAGGAGUUUGAGAGGUUGGUGAAAGAAUGUGCAGAGGGUUGUGAACCGAGGUUGAUGGUAAAGCUGUUGGAGGAAGUGAAGGAAGGGCAGGCGACAUUGGAUUCUGCUGUUCAUGACUGGAACAACGUAAUCCACUUUUUCUGCAGGAAGAGAUUGAUGCAAGAUGCUGAGAAGGCACUGAAGAAGAUGAGAAGUCUGGGGCAUGCCCCAAAUGCUCAAACUUUCCAUUCUAUGGUCACUGGGUAUGCUGCUGUAGGAGGAAAAUAUAUAGAGGUAACAGAGCUGUGGGGAGAGAUGAAGUCUCUAGCAUAUAACACCUCAAUGAAAUUUGACCAGGAACUCCUGGAUUCUGUUCUUUACACUUUCGUGAGGGGUGGGUUUUUCAGUAGAGCAAAUGAAGUUUUGGAAAUGAUGGAGAAAGCGAAGAUGUUCAUUGACAAGUACAAGUACAGAACACUCUUCUUGAAGUACCAUAAAACAUUACACAAAGGCAAAGCUCCCAAAUUCCAGACAGAAUCCCAACUUAAAAAGAGAGAAGCAGCAUUAGCAUUUAAGAACUGGAUAGGAGUGUGCUGAGUUAACUAUCUUUGUAUUCUCUGCUUCAUGCAUUCCUUGGCUCGAAUCGAGGAACUUGAUGCAAAAAAAAAUCUGGGAAAGGCGAUGUUGAUCAGCUGCUCUAGCUCAUUAUCUUGCUGUAGUAAUACAAA
Molecule: messenger RNA, 2675 nt
Organism: Fragaria vesca subsp. vesca
Lineage: Eukaryota; Viridiplantae; Streptophyta; Magnoliopsida; Rosales; Rosaceae
Product: pentatricopeptide repeat-containing protein At1g03100, mitochondrial-like
Exons: 1
Coding region: 157-2544 (795 amino acids)
Molecular function (GO): protein binding
Source: RefSeq, a predicted model, not a curated record